AUGGCGGCGCCGGCCGACGGUAGCACAACCACCACCACUGUUGGUCAGGAUGAAGCAGUAGUGAAGACCACGAUGCCCCUACCCCGUGCUAUUCAGUUGGUAAUGGCGAUGUCGUCUCGUUGGAAGUAUUCUACAACUACAACUGCAUCGAUGACGAUCGGGGAAUUCGGGGAACACGGGGUGGGCCGUGUUUUCCUGUGGAUGAAGCUUGUCUUCGUGCCGUCCGUGCUCAUCGUCCUUGCGGCAGUUAGCACCUACACCAUACUAAGUGACGACGACGACGGCGGCGAGCUCAUCUCGGGCCCCGGCGGCUUCGGUUUCCUGGCGGUUCCCAUCCUACUAUGCGUCUACCAGGCGGUGGUGCAUGCGGCGGGGGGGCACCUGGGCCUCUCCGCGCCGCAGACGCCCUACGCCGUGUGGGAAAUUCUCCACAAGGUCGGCUACGAGGAGAUGGGCCUCGCCGUCAUGUUGAUCUCCUUGGGAGUUUGGGUGCUUAACGAGAGGCUUAACCAGGCGUGGCCGCUGCUCGUCGCCUGGACUUACCUUCUCGGACUACUCGUUGCUUCCACCGUUGCCUUCUGGCUCUGCCUCCUUCGGACCUAUGGCGGCGACGGCGGCGGCGAAGGACGGCGAGAGAACAGCGGCUGCGGUGAGGCGGUUAUUGACGGUUUAGCAUAUCCCUUUAGCCGACUAUUGUAUGAGUUUGUUGUUAGGUUCCAUGCAGUUGCAGAUGCAGGCGUCAUGCAGCAGCUCGAUGCUGAUGCAGCAGUAGUCUAG
Messenger RNA from Miscanthus lutarioriparius, 777 nucleotides. The record is from the annotation of a GenBank genome assembly. NCBI's taxonomy places the organism in Eukaryota, Viridiplantae, Streptophyta, Magnoliopsida, Poales, Poaceae.